AUGGUAAAUAGGAAUCAAAAUGCCGAUGAUAUCAUACGGCAAGUUCGACAUGAUGAUGUGGCAAUGGAUAAUAAUCUAGCAGCUAUGGUCGAGAGAAUUAUGGUUCGAAAUGGGGUAAAUUUUGGUCUUAGAAGACCAAAUUAUACAUCACCUUUGGCAGAAUAUGUCUUACAGACAGAUGCGCCCCUGAGGACCAAAAUCCCCAAAUUCACCAAGUUUGUCGGGGAUACUACUGAGUCAACUGUCGAACACGUGGCGAGAUAUCUAAUUGAAGCUGGAGAUAUGUCAAAUAACGAGAAUCUUUGGAUGGAAUUUUUUCCAAGUUCUCUUACCAAGAAUGCUUUUACUUGGCUCAUAACUUUGCCCUGGAAUUCGAUCAAUUCAUGGAACCAGCUCGAAAGAAUGUUCCAUGAACAGUUCUACAUGGGGAAAACGAAGAUAAGUUUGAGAGAGUUGGUAGAACGUUUAAAAGAAGAAAAGGCUAGAACAAACAAAGGUAAAAGAGUAGCCUAUGUCGAUUUUAGGAAAGAUCACGAAGAUUCCGGCCUUGAAGUUCCAGACUUCGAUGAUACUGAGAUUGAUCUUGCUGAAUUGACACAGGGGCCACCAUAUGCGUGA
Messenger RNA from Lathyrus oleraceus (garden pea), 618 nucleotides. RefSeq lists its product as uncharacterized. NCBI's taxonomy places the organism in Eukaryota, Viridiplantae, Streptophyta, Magnoliopsida, Fabales, Fabaceae. The coding region runs from base 1 to 618 and encodes 205 amino acids. The transcript is spliced from 2 exons. The record is from RefSeq and is a predicted model, not a curated record.